AAGGAAGGGGGUGGCUACCGUGCUUUUUUUGCGUUGUCUGGAUUCUCUCGGGUUCGGCUUGGGGCUCGACUCCCUCGCCAGGUAUAGGGAUACGGUUUACUUUCGGUGUUUUUUUCUCCUUUUCUUCUUUCAGCGACAUCACUAGCGAACGGAUCUUGUGCUGGGACGGAUAUACUUGGGUUUGGCUCGGCUUAAGCGCACGGGGUCACUUCCAGGAUAGGGGAAAGGACGGUUGGGUUCCUGGAGCGAACGGUCUGCCUGGCUGGAUGGGCGCUUCUUGCGUGGGAUCUUGUUUUAGCGGGGACCUGAUAAUUCUGCUCUUUCUGCUGCGGCGGUCAAUUGACGCUUUUGAUGGUGUGACACCACACACCACUUUUCCUGCCUGUUUUGUUCAAGCUCGGUCGUUGUUGUUUGAUCUCCGUUCCAACCAUGCAACAAGAUGGUUAUCACGAUUUCCCCUCGAAUCACAUAAACAGAGGAGGCUUAUGUAUUGUAUGAUUCCCUUUGAAAUUCGUCUGGGUUUAGAGUAAAUAAAAAGAAGUUAAAAGAA
Molecule: messenger RNA, 550 nt
Organism: Chaetomium fimeti
Lineage: Eukaryota; Fungi; Ascomycota; Sordariomycetes; Sordariales; Chaetomiaceae
Exons: 1
Source: RefSeq, a predicted model, not a curated record